Molecule: messenger RNA, 2214 nt
Organism: Oryza sativa Japonica Group (Japanese rice)
Lineage: Eukaryota; Viridiplantae; Streptophyta; Magnoliopsida; Poales; Poaceae
Source: RefSeq, a predicted model, not a curated record
GCGGCUGCAUUUCGCUUCCCCCUAGCUGUUUCCAUCCUGAAUUCCUGACGCCUUUCUAUCUCCCCCGAUCGAUCGCUCACUUGGAACCCUCUCAUGAUGGAGCUAAUCCGAGCUGAGGGAAAUCGAGGUUUGGGUAGGAGCACAUGGCGGCGGAGAGGGGGAAGGGUGAUAGAUAGCGUUGUCCCCCCCCCCCCCCCCCCCCCCCCGGGUCGCUGGAAUCAGUUUGCAGGAUUUUAUCUCUUUCCUCUUACCGAUGGCGACGACCUUGGUCAGUCACCGUCGAAGUCGCCUUCGGCCAUGGUUGCCUCAACUCAGUGCAGGCAUAUGAUCGAUUUUGCCAACUUAGUUUGGUUGCAAGUCAGCGAUAGUUUUAGUCCUUUUCCCAAGUUAACACAAGUUGGUGACAGAGUUUUAGCCUAUUUGCAAGUUAGCAUCAGUUAACGUUUUCUCCCAUGCGAAUUUGCCACGUAUUUGGUUGGCUGGCAGGAUGUCCAACGUGACUGUAUGUGUGCGAUUCAGACCACUGAGCCACAAAGAGAGGAAGACUAAUGGUGACAAGGUCUGCUUCAAGAGAUUGGAUUCAGAAUCUUUUGUUUUCAAGGAUGAGAGGGAAGAAGAUGUCAUAUUCAGCUUUGACAGGGUGUUUUAUGAAGAUGCAGAACAGUCUGAUGUCUAUAACUUCCUUGCAGUGCCAAUUGUCGCAGAUGCCAUCAGUGGAAUAAAUGGGACUAUAAUUACUUAUGGUCAGACUGGAGCAGGAAAGACAUACAGCAUGGAGGGGCCGAGCAUCUUGCAUUGCAAUAAGCAGAAAACUGGACUAGUCCAGAGAGUUGUAGAUGAGCUUUUUCAAUCUCUACAAUCAUCAGAAAGCAUGGCUAUGUGGAGUGUGAAAUUGUCGAUGGUGGAGAUAUAUUUGGAAAAAGUAAGGGAUCUUCUUGACUUGUCCAAGGACAACCUACAAAUCAAAGAGAGUAAAACUCAAGGGAUCUACAUUUCUGGAGCAACAGAAGUAUCCAUCCAGAAUAGUUCAGAUGCCUUGGAGUGCCUUUCUGAAGGAAUUGCCAACAGAGCUGUUGGAGAAACACAAAUGAACCUGGCUAGUAGUAGAAGUCACUGCUUAUACAUUUUUUCAGUUCAACAAGGAUCAACUUCUGAUGAGAGGGUGAGAGGAGGGAAGAUUAUUCUUGUUGAUUUAGCUGGUUCAGAGAAGGUUGAGAAAACUGGUGCUGAAGGACGAGUUCUUGAUGAGGCAAAGACAAUCAACAAAUCUCUCUCAGUUCUCGGGAAUGUUGUCAAUGCUCUAACAACUGGUAAACCGAAUCAUGUGCCUUAUCGUGACUCUAAGCUUACGCGCAUUCUUCAAGAUGCACUGGGUGGCAACUCAAGAGCGGCAUUACUGUGCUGUUGUUCCCCCAGUGCUUCAAAUGCACCAGAAAGUUUGUCUACUGUUCGUUUCGGAACAAGGACAAAGCUCAUAAAGACCACACCCAAAUCAAUCUCUCCCGAAGUGGAUAGCAUCAAGAAGCCCAUCCCUGAUUCUCAUGGCCAAAAUGAUCUGCGUGACCGGAUUCUGAACAAGUUAAGGUUGAGCCUGAAGGAGGAAGAUGUGGACCUUCUGGAGGAACUGUUCGUGCAGGAAGGCAUCAUCUUCGACCCCAACUACUCCGUGGCAGACAUCGACUCAGCCUGCCAAGACGCCGCGAGCCAGGAGGUCUCACUGCUCACACAAGCUGUGGAGGAACUGAAAGAAACCGUCGAAGAGCUCACCGAUGAGAACGAGAGGUUGAGGGGUGAACUCGAGCUCGCGCAGGAGGCUGCCGCCGCCGCCGCUGCUGCUCGGGCUGACGGCGCGCUGCUUGGUUUCGUGCCGGCGGUCGCCAUCAGCUCCCUCCUCCGCCCCUUUGGGUUCGUUCCAGACUGAAGACGAGAUACAAGGUCACACAUAAUACAUUUUGCUGCCAUUUCUGACGUGAGAUACAGUGACGGUAGGAACUAGGAAGAAAUGCUAAUGUCAUCGAUCGAACUUCUCACUUGCCUUUAUCGCUGUGAUAGUACACAGAAGGAACAUUGACAUCGAGCUGGAAGUUUUGUCAUUUCGAGAAUACGCGUGUUUGAGUGGCUAAUGUCACCGAUCGAACUUCUCACUUGCCUUCAUCGUUGUUAUAGUACACAGAAAGAACAUUGACAUCGAUCUAAAAGUUGUCAUUACGAUAA